AUGGUUUUGCUUGCGGCCAUCGAUCAAGGAACUUCCAGCAGUCGCUUCCUCGUAUUCGAAGGCGACACCGGAGAUCUAGUGACAAGCCAUCAGGUAAAUUUCAUUCACCAAUACAGAAACAUUGGAAGAAAAAUUCUAACUCCGACUUCUACGAGAGAUGGGAUCGAGGUGCGGCAGCUGUUUCCCAAUCCGGGAUGGGUGGAAAUGGAUCCAUCUGAGAUUAUCGAUACUGUCAAAGAAUGCAUCGCUAAAGGUGUUGAGAAACUCGAAAAUCUUGGCAUUUCGGCUGAUGAGAUCAAGUCUAUCGGUAUAGCUAAUCAAAGAGGUCGAUUGCUCUUUGGGACUGUCGAUACAUGGCUCAUCUGGAAUUUGACGGGAGAGCACGUCACCGAUGUGUCGAACGCCUCCAGAACUCUUUUACUAGAUCUGCGGAAGCGGAAGUGGUCCUCCGAACUUUGCAACUUCUUCGAAGUUCCAUAUGAUAUUCUGCCGACAGUCAAAUCGAGUGCUGAGGUUUACGGUGCUAUCACUGAAGGCCCUUUGAAAGGUUUUCCGAUUGCUGGUUGCUUGGGUGAUCAGCAGGCUGCAAUGGUUGGCCAUAAUUGUUUGGGAAAAGGAGACACGAAAAACACCUAUGGAACGGGAACGUUCAUGUUGACCAAUAUUGGUACGGAAGUCAUAAUAAGCAAGAAUGGCCUCUUGACCACAGUCGGUUUUCAGUUUGGUCCCGAUUCACCAGUCGUAUUUGCUUUGGAAGGUUCAGGCUCUAUAGGUGGAAAUGUUGUCCGGUUUCUACGCGACAACUUCAACUUCAUCAAUAGUGCAGCGGAGAUGGAACCGAUAUGUCGAUCAGUGGAGAAUACAGAAGGAGUCAUUUUUGUGCCAUGUUUCACCGGUCUCUACACUCCGUACUGGGAUCCAACCGCACGAGGGACAAUUCUUGGACUUACACAGGUGACGAAUCGCGCUCACGUCUGCCUCGCUGCCCUUCGAGCUGUUGCUUACCAAAGCGCCGAGAUGAUCAAAGCUGUGGAGCAAGAUCUCGAGGAUAGCGAUUUGGUUAAAACCCUUAAGACUGACGGCGGUAUGACAGCAAACGUGCUGUUUAAUGAGAUUCAAGCUGAAAUCAUUGGAAAAGUGAUCAAAACUCCCAAGAUCACUGAAAUCUCUGGUUGGGGAGCGGCCGUUGCGGGCGGUAUCGGAGUGCAAGAAAUCAGCCUCGACGAGUUUUCUGCUCGAGAGCCACCGACGACCACCUACAUGCCCCAUUCGGACGAAGAUCGAAGAGCAGCCGACAUAGAACGAUGGAGAGAUGCCGUCGGUAGGGCUCGUGGUUGGGCUCAAGCGGCAAAAUGA
This is a messenger RNA of Haemonchus placei, 1356 nucleotides long. Lineage: Eukaryota; Metazoa; Nematoda; Chromadorea; Rhabditida; Trichostrongylidae. The record is from the annotation of a GenBank genome assembly.